Messenger RNA from Haplochromis burtoni (Burton's mouthbrooder), 789 nucleotides. RefSeq lists its product as uncharacterized. NCBI's taxonomy places the organism in Eukaryota, Metazoa, Chordata, Actinopteri, Cichliformes, Cichlidae. The record is from RefSeq and is a predicted model, not a curated record. The coding region runs from base 16 to 789 and encodes 257 amino acids. The transcript has 3 exons.
CAGGGCCUCAAAACCAUGGCCUCUGUGGAUACUGCGGUCAUCACCCCCAGAACCAUCCGGGUGGAGGGCAGCAACCCCUCCUCCCUCCCUGAUGACCUCGCUUUCUACACCAGGUUUGAGACGGACAAUAUCAUCCAGCUUGAGGAGUCCAGAUCCUCACUCAAACCUGGCAGCUCUGCACUCACCUUCAGGACUGAGGACGUGGUGAGAGCCCUCAGGAGGACCAGGGAGAGGAGCUCACCCGGCCCUGACAACAUCAGCAGUCGAGUUGUGAGGCACUGUGCAGGGCAACUAGGAAGUGUGUUCUGGACUCUAUUUCAACACUUAAUUGACAGUCACACCGUCCCCCAGCUGUGGAAACACUCCACAGUCAUCCCCAUCCCCAAAAGAAACAACCCAAAGUCUCUGAAUGAUCUUCGUCCUGUGGCCCUCACCUCCCUGGUGAUGAAGGCCAUGGAGAAGAUCAUAAAACAGCACAUCGUAAGAGCAACUGACCCCCUGAUGGACCCACUCCAGUUUGCUUACCGUGCACGCAGAGGCGUCGAUGAUGCAAAAAUCUUCAUCUUGGACUCCAUCCACAAACAUCUGGAGCUCCCUGACUCGCUCUGCCAGACUUCUUACAAAUACCUGGGAACCAUCUUUGACAACCUCCUGAAAUUCUCUGCCAACACUGAGGAGAAUCUCAAGAGGUGCCACCAACAGCUAUACGUCCUUGGGAAACUCAACUCCUUUGGAGUCAGCACACCCAUCAUGAUGACUUUUCCUAUGCCUUCCUGGAAAGCAUCAUGA